UGAUAAGAAUCUUUGUCGCGGAGGUUCUUGGCGGUUGAGUCUAAACCACUUUCUUUUUGAUUCGGAACCCUAGGAGGAGAAGAAGCAGAACUAGGCCUCAGCCAUGAACGAUCAUAUCUCCGGCGUGUUUCACCGUCCCAUGGCAGGCGUAGUUAAAAGAAUCCGGCUAGAGAACUUCAUGUGCCACAGUCACCUGGAAAUCGAGCUCGGCGACUCCGUCAAUUUCAUCACCGGUCAAAAUGGAAGUGGUAAGAGUGCGAUACUUACUGCUUUGUGCGUUGCAUUUGGGUGUCGAGCUAAAGGGACUCAAAGGGCUUCAACGUUGAAGGAUUUUAUUAAAACUGGUUGCAGGUUUGUGCUUCAUAUUCCUUUUAAGGUGUGUUUCAUUUUGACGUCAUGAGACAUCUAGCUAAAAGAAUUGGCCACAUAGAACGCCAUGCCACUGUGCUAAUAGAGAACCGCAGAUCUUGCUAGAAAAGGGAUCACUUUAAUUUAGAUGUGAAAAUCUGAAUGCUUGACUUUGUAGGGUAGAAGGUCCGCAGAUGACAAGUUGUAGAGUAGGAUAUACAUUUCUGAGAAGUUUGUAGCUGUACCUGCUGAGGAUUGUUAAGAGAGAAUCCGGUGUUUUUGAUACAAGUCCAUCAGAGAAACAACGGACUAUAACAAUUUCUGUUUGUAUGCCACCUUUCGUACAGGUUUAAUAUUCUCAUGGCUGUUUGUGAGUAAUAAAAAUUCAUUGAUCUGUCUAGAAAUUUAGAAUAUAUGAACUAUGUUUACUUUGAUAAAGCAUUUCACUCUUGAUGUACAGGGCCCUACUGUAAGAGGAUAGAGAUAAGUUAAAUUUAGGAAGUUCUAUCUGAAAGGAGUGUUUUACUAAUAACCUUGUUGAUUGGAUUGGUGAUGGGAAGUUCUGAAAGAGUAGUGAUUCUCUGAUAUCCUUGUUAAUUGGAUUUGUAAUUGGGAGACUUCUCAACCAGUUCUCAGUCUCCGUACAGCUUUAGUUCUUCUUACAUUCACCUAAGUAUCUAAUUUCUUUAGGCCAAGUUGGAUUAGUCUUACUUUUGCAAUGCUGUUAAACUUUUAUUGAUAUAUUAUGUAAAUUUUCCCUCUUCCUUUAACAUUGAGAGAAACUUCAUUCUUUGGGCAUCAGUAUUUUCUCUUGUGCUUCUUUACUCUAACCAUUAACUGGAUCCUUUUGAUUAGUGAUUUUGUAGCCUGCAGUAUUGCUUUAAUGAGUGAGACACUUUUAGUUAUCUCAUUAGACCUGAAGUAUCCAUAAAGAUCUUUCUUAAUUUGCGUUUAAGGUGGUUGUUGAAAUUGUUUCAGACUUUCUUUUAGUUUUCAGUGGCCUGAAGCAUAGUGGGAGCACUGUAAAUAUAACAGAGAAUUCAAGUUUGUGAAUAACAUAUAGUUGGUUUAUAUUUUUUUCUUUUUUCAAGAGGCAUUUUCUGCAUUUGAGAUAUUUUAAUGUGCUUCCUAUGCUUGCAAAAUAGUGUUUUAAGACUUACUUCUUAGUUCAA
This is a messenger RNA of Ziziphus jujuba (common jujube), 1520 nucleotides long. Its product is annotated as structural maintenance of chromosomes protein 6A. Bases 104 to 400 code for a protein of 98 amino acids. The record is from RefSeq and is a predicted model, not a curated record. Gene Ontology annotation, biological process: double-strand break repair via homologous recombination. The transcript has 3 exons. Gene Ontology annotation, cellular component: Smc5-Smc6 complex; site of double-strand break; nucleus. NCBI's taxonomy places the organism in Eukaryota, Viridiplantae, Streptophyta, Magnoliopsida, Rosales, Rhamnaceae. Gene Ontology annotation, molecular function: single-stranded DNA binding; damaged DNA binding; ATP hydrolysis activity.